Molecule: messenger RNA, 303 nt
Organism: Phycomyces blakesleeanus NRRL 1555(-)
Lineage: Eukaryota; Fungi; Mucoromycota; Mucoromycetes; Mucorales; Phycomycetaceae
Exons: 5
Coding region: 1-303 (100 amino acids)
Source: RefSeq, a predicted model, not a curated record
AUGGAAACAAGGAGAAAGAGUUGGAACGAGGAUUCAGAUACAAACAAUAAGCUGAAUGUGUGUCAUUUAAUCCCUAAAUUUACCUACUUGUCCCUAUUGUUCAUCUUAAUUGAGCACACAAUUACGAUCGUGGAUUAUAUGUGCAAGAUUCAGAUAUUCCCUUCACAAUUAAAUGUUUACUUGUCCCUAUUGUUAAUUUUAAUUGGAAGGACCAAAUGUAAGUCAUGUGAUUUAGUAACUUCCUAUGUUCUUAGUGAUUUAAAAGUGCGAACAAUACAAUUGAUUCGAAGGUCUUCACUUUAA